CCGUCCGGCGGCCUCCGGCUACUACCACCAGUAAACCCUUCUCCGCCUCGUCUUCCUCAGUUCCUCCGAUCGCCACUCGCCAUGGCCAGCGGCGGCGUAGUCCAGAGCUCUAACAAGCGGAAGCGCGAGGCAGCGGCGGGGAAGCCCAAGCCUGGGGCGAAGGGCGCCGGCGAAGCCACCAAGUGGAAGAAGCCUCAUGACGCCUCCGUGGCGCGUGGCGGCGGCCGGGCAGAGGAGAAGCCGCAGCCGGUCACCGCCAAGGAGAAGCGCGUCGCUGCCAAGGAAAUGUCGGAGUCGAGGAAGAUGAAGAGGAAGCCGAAUUACGACCUUGAGAAGGAACUUACGGUACGAUGGGAAAAGAUGAGAUGUCAUGAUGUGAGCAAAGAGGAUAGGUCCAAGCUAGUAACUGAGGCUCUUAGCAAAAUGAACGGGAAAUAUUUGGAGAUUGCUGGAUCCCAUGUAACUGCACGCGUUCUACAAACAUGUGUGAAGUGGUGCUCUCAGUCGGAGAGGGAUGCUAUUUUUGUUGCCCUGCAGCCACAUUUGCUCACUCUUUGUCGUCAGAAAUAUGCUGUUUUCCUUGUAAAGAAACUCAUAAAGCUUGCCACCAAAAAACAGUUCCAUUGGUUCAUCUCUUCUCUUCACGGUCAUGUCGCCUCACUUCUUCGUCACACAAUAGGAGCAGCAGUUGUUGAUUGCGCAUUUCAGCGAGCAACCCCAUCUCAGAAAAGAAGUUUGUUAUUGGAAUUGUACUCCACUGAGCUUCAGCUGUUCAAGGGCCUGACCGAACAAAAAUCACAGAGUUUGUUAGAAACUAUUUCCAAGCUUGGAUUACAGAAAUCAUCUGUCCUGCAGUACAUGACUAUUGUUAUCCAGCCCCUUCUGGAGAAAGGUAUUGUUGAGUAUUCCAUAGUGCACACGGUCAUAUUGGAAUAUUUAACAAUUGCUGAUAAGACAUCAGCCAUGGACGUGAUUCGCCAGUUAAUCCCCCAUCUUACUCAAGGUUCAUCUGUGAUUGAUGGGGAUGAACUAUCAGGUGUCCCUGAAUUACCAACCAAAACAAAAGCUAAGAAGAAAAGAUCUUCAGAACCACGUCUCAUCCGGAUCAUGUACUCAAGGGAGGGAUUAAAAUUAGCGCUUGCUUGCCUAAAGCAUGGCAGUGCAAAGGAUAGGAAGAAGAUUAUUAAAAGCUUGAAGGGGCAAAUUAUGAAGCUUGCUCUCAAUGAGUAUGGAUGCCUUUUCCUUGUUUGUCUUCUCUCCAUUGUUGAUGACACAAAACUUGUUACUAAGAUUGUAAUUCAAGAUCUGACAAAGCACUUAAAGCAACUCAUAUUCGAUAAGAAUGGGAGACACCCAUUGCUGCAGCUACUUCGCCCACUUUGCUCACGCUAUCUACCUCCGGCUUAUUUGGCUUAUCUGAAUUACAGCGUGCCUUCCCUUAUUUCAAAUGUUGAAGCAUCAGAGAAUGCUACUGAAGUUAACUUGGAGAAUCAGGUGGAUGCUGUAGCUGAUAAAGAUCAUGGUGCUUCAGAAGACACACUGGUCGCGUCUGACAGCAAAAAGGACCCAUUGCAACGGAGAAUUGAAUUGUUGAUGAAAAGUGAGCUUGCUGAGGCUCUUGUCCAGACUUGUGUUGAGAAUGUUGGAGAGUUACUUCGAUCAAACAUUGGCAACGGAUUUUUAUAUGAGGUAUCUGUCGGUGGAAAAGAUAAUGUACUGGAGGGCAUCAGUGACAGGAUCCUCACACUCCAUGAUGCAAUAGCUUCUGAUGCAGCACACCCAAGGACAGAAGAUAUUGAACACGCCUUUGAUAACUACCAUUCCAGCCGCAUGAUAAAAAAAUUGGUAGUUGAUUGUCCUGCAUUUGCGGCUACCCUCUGGGAAAUAGCUCUUGAAGGGAAGUGCGAGUUAUAUGCUGAGGGACACAGUUCCAAAGUGCUCACUGCAUAUCUGGAAUCCAAUGAUUCCAUGGUGAGGGAUGUUGCAAAAUCCAAGCUGCAGCCGCUGAUUGACCGCGGGAUACUGAAAAUCCCAGACCAUAAAGCAUCGGAGAAGAAGUGAGCUUUCUCCACGGGCCUUUUUGCCGUCACGAAGAACGCAAGCAAGUGAAGCGUGCAUCCAUGCUUGGGUGUAUAAUAGAUAAUAUUUUGUCACUUUGGCUUGGUAUGAUAAGUUAGUGUGCACCAACGAGCUGAUUGUCAAUGGUCCUACAACCCUUUGUAGCAUGAAGGAGAAAAUGUUAGUACUCGUAUCUAUUUUGGUGUAUAUUUGUUGUACUGACUACUGAGACACAAGCGUGCUCCAAUUUUGUUCGUUUCAACUAAGCAGCAAAAUUAUUCUA
Messenger RNA from Brachypodium distachyon (stiff brome), 2341 nucleotides. RefSeq names its product pumilio homolog 24. Gene Ontology annotation, biological process: regulation of translation. The record is from RefSeq and is a predicted model, not a curated record. The transcript is spliced from 17 exons. Gene Ontology annotation, cellular component: nucleolus. Gene Ontology annotation, molecular function: mRNA binding. NCBI's taxonomy places the organism in Eukaryota, Viridiplantae, Streptophyta, Magnoliopsida, Poales, Poaceae. Bases 82 to 2061 code for a protein of 659 amino acids.